GAAAAGUGAUUGGCUUUUGGUGAACCCUGGUCAUUGCCCCAUGUGCCCGUCCAUCUUUUUGUGGAUGCACUUAAACUCCUAAAGAAUAUGCUGCCAUCUUGAGCCCAGACGAUACAACCAGUCCCUAGCAAAAACCACCAAUUUACUCCUGAAGAAGGGCGGCAAUACGCUCCUGGACACCAGCCUUGCGCUGCUCGUGGGUGAGCUUGGACUGGCGGUACUUCUUGGACUCAGCCUUCCACUCCUCCUUGGUCUUCUUGGGCGCGUCGGACUCGUACUUCUUGAAGGGGUCCUCGCGGAUGGCCUUGUGGGCCUCGGCAUAGAGGUCCUCGAGGGAGUCGGCCUCAAGGUCGUCCUCGAUGUACUUGACGAACUGGCCCUUGUAGCGCUCCUCAUCGUCGUCGGCGAGGGUCUCCAUGUACUCAGCGACGUGACCGCCGAAGAUGUACUUCUUGAGGGUCUCGGCAUCGAGCUCCUCAGACUCCAUGUCGAAACCGGGGAAGCGGUUCUCGGAGUGGGGGACGAGGAUACCACCGUCGGAGGCACCCUUCAUGACACCGAAGACACGGGCACCGGUGGAGGUGCGGGAGAGACCGACAUCAAGGAAGGCCUUGAAGGGGCGACGCUCACCAUCGUCGGUCUCGGUGGCCUCGGUGAGAGUGUACUCACCAUCGGCCUCCUCAACACCGGCGAACUGCUCAUCGAGGCCGAGCUUCUUCAAGACCCGGCGGGCGAGGAGGAGACCAGUGGCGUAGGCAGCGGCCCAGUUGGUAAGACCGUGCUCGAUGCCAUAGGCGCGGAGCUCGUGGGAGUAGGCGGCAGCGAAGAUCUUGUCACCGGUGAUCUCGGAGGUGACGAUCUGGGUGAUGAUGUCGCGGUUGGAGAAGCGGACAACGAGUCUGUACUUGGGGGCGUUGUACUUGUUCUUGGCCUGGGUGAUCAGGCGCUUGCGAGCAUAGUAGUCGGUCUUUCCCUCUCUUCUGCGCUUGUACUUGGUCUGGAAGCGGCUGUGUUUCGAGACAAGGUCAGCAAAAAUCACCAGAAAGUCGCGAGAAUGGCCAGGACAUGAGAAACUUACCUGUAGUACGCGCUGUUCUUCACAAGCUUGUGGAAGGCCUGAAUUCAGAAAUCCCCGAGUCAGCAAUUAUCGCUUCAGAUAUUUUUUUUUUCCUCCUCCGAAGCAUCUUGCGUUGACUCUACCCAAUUCCCCAGAUCUCUCGACUCGUUCGGGUGCAGGUGAAAACGACAGCGAUGCCAAUGGCAACGGCAGUGACAAAUGGCUGUAUCAACUUACCAUUUUGACUGUUGUUUCGCUGGGCGAUGCGAUACUCACAGGGCUCGGGGUUUGUCGACAAGUGGGAGGGGAGGUUGGAUUAUUCCACGACGGCAAGCAUUUGUGGGCGCAAAAUUUGGCCCCACAGCUUUCCAGAGUAGGGUGUGUGCGAAACUGCGUUGGGUGACGAAGGUGGGGCAGGCCAUAAGGGGCUUGGGACCCUAACCCUGGGUGCAGUUCAGCUCUUUCAUCCAAGUCCGCUUAUGUCAUCUGUUCUCCAACCCAACCCCAGACCGAAGCCGAGGUUCAAUUCGUCGGCUCCGGCUUUCAGCUUCCAUGCCGGUGUUGUCAAAGGGUAGGUGUGGUCGGUGAUGCUUGUCCAUACAUAACCAGUCGGCGGUUUGUCUCGUAAACUCCUGAUAGUUGCAAAUGGAACCAGAAGAGGUUCCCGUCGAAUACAUCCUUGACGAAAUCGACGCCAUGGCACCCGUAUCUUCGACUCCCAAGCCAAAGGUUCUCUUAUUUGAUAUUGGGGGUGUUUGUGUCAUCUCACCCUUCCAAUCCAUCCUCGAUUACGAGCUGUCACUUGGCAUCCCCCCAGGAUGGGUCAACUACUCCCUCUCCAAGACUGCUCCUACCGGAUUCUGGCACCGCCUAGAAAGAGGCGACAUCCCAAUGGACGCCUCCUUCUUCGACGGGUUCAACCAAGAUCUUCACGACCCGGCCCGGUGGAAGGCAUUCUACCAAGCCCAGCAAGCCAAGAACCCUGCUUUGCCAAAAGAGAUUCCUCCCCUUCCCAAGCUUGAUGGGCAAUGGUUGUUCAACGACAUGAUGAAAUCUGCUAGGGCACCGGACCCGUGGAUGUUCCCAGCCCUGAAGGCUCUUAAAGCCAGCGGCAAGUUCAUCAUUGCUGCUCUCAGCAACACUGUCAUCUUCCCACCAGGCCACGACUUGUAUCAGGAGAACUUCAUGGACGACCCCCUCCGCAGUCAGUUCGAUGUUUUUGUGUCAUCAGCUCAUGUUGGACUUCGCAAGCCCGACCCGAAGAUGUAUCAGUAUGCGUUGGAAAAGGUGAAUGAGUUUGCGAAGGCGAACGCGGGCACGGCAAGAGGUCAGGCGGGAGGGUGGUCGUCAGGAGUAAAGACAAAUGAAAUCACGUUUCUGGAUGACAUUGGAGAGAACUUGAAAGCUGCAAAGCAGGCUGGAUUUCAGACCAUCAAGGUGCCAUUAGGCAGAGCAUAUGAGGCAGUUGAGGAGUUGGAGAAGAUGACGGGGCUGUCGUUGGAUGGUGGCCACCCCAAGAUUCCCAUCAAGCCAAACUUCAAGGGCAGCAAGGCGAGGCUCUAGAACAUUCAAAUCAUGAUCAACAAUGUUUCCCUUAAUCAUCACGUCUUUUAAUCAAUAUGAUAAAGAAAGUUGGCUGUACAAAGGCAAGGAAAAAGGUCGAAAAGUCGCGAAAAGCUCACGACCUAACCCCGACCACGCUGGAGUAGAGCGCUAUGAAAACC
Messenger RNA from Podospora bellae-mahoneyi, 2781 nucleotides. RefSeq lists its product as uncharacterized. The transcript has 2 exons. The record is from RefSeq and is a predicted model, not a curated record. Bases 1703 to 2620 code for a protein of 305 amino acids. Lineage: Eukaryota; Fungi; Ascomycota; Sordariomycetes; Sordariales; Podosporaceae.